UCUCUCAGCCUCGGCCUCCCUGGUCUCCCUGUCCUGGAUGGUGGCCUCGUAUCAGAAGGUUCUGCGGGACUCGCGGGACGAUAAGCUGCCGAUGAGCUACAAGGCGGUGCUGGUGCAGAUCCUGUGGCACCUCUUCACCAUCGGAGCCCGCACGCUGGCCUUCGCUCUGUUCGCCUCCGUGUUCCCGCUCUACUUCGGCGUCUUCGUGGUGGCGCACUGGUGCGUCAUGACCUUCUGGAUCAUCCAGGGCGAGACGGACUUCUGCAUGUCCAAGUGGGAGGAGAUCAUCUACAACAUGAUGGUGGGCAUCGUCUACAUCUUCUGCUGGUUCAGCGUGAGGGAGGGCCGCACCCGCUGCCGGCUGCUGAUCUACAGCCUGACGGUUCUGCUGGAGAACGUGUUCCUCACCGCCGCCUGGUACCUUCACCGAGGCCCCUCUUCCUCGGAAUCCUACGCCGUCGCCAUGGUGUGCGUCGUGUCCAGCAGCUACGCUUUGGGCAGCUUCUUCAUGUGUGUUUAUUACUGCCUGCUGCACCCCGACGGGCCCGUGUCGGGGUGGCGGCCAGUCGUUGAGAAGGAGGAUUUGCCCGUGGAGUUGCUAGCUUCCCCGGCGGUUAGCCUCCCGCCGGAUGUGGUUAGCAGCCCCCCCAGAACCCUGCAGAGGACUAAAGGGCCGGAUUAUUCGGGGGUGGACGGAGACGUGUUUCAGGUUCGGCCUCAGCGGGGGGUCCAGGCUCCUGUUCCCAGUCUCUCCCCGCGCACAGAGGGGCCCGUGAUCCGGAUAGAUCUGCCCAGGAAGAAGUACCCGGCCUGGGACGCUCACUUCAUCGACCGCCGGCUGCGUAAAACCAUCCUCGUGCUGGAGAGCGCGGCGCCCGUCACGCCCCGGAUCCAGUACCGCUGCCUGGCCACGCCCAAAGAGGUGAUGGAGUACGAGACCACGGUGUGACGCCUUCAAUGAGAUCAGACUCAACUCAACGCCGCCGUGUGGAAUAAAGACUCUCGCCGCGUUUCUCUCUGAGACAAACGGGCGGAGGAAGCGACGGAGUGUGGUGUCCCUUUUUAUUGUUUUUUUUUACAGAAGCAAAGUGCUGUGUGGUGUUUGAUGAUGGUGAUGGUGCAUAUUCCUGGUUACUGUAUCAGUUCUCAGGUCAGGAAGUGGUACAGGAAGUGGUACAGGAGGUGGUACAGGAAGUGGUACAGGAGGGGGUA
This is a messenger RNA of Gymnodraco acuticeps, 1212 nucleotides long. RefSeq lists its product as uncharacterized. Gene Ontology annotation, biological process: apoptotic process involved in development; engulfment of apoptotic cell; phosphatidylserine exposure on apoptotic cell surface. Gene Ontology annotation, cellular component: plasma membrane. Lineage: Eukaryota; Metazoa; Chordata; Actinopteri; Perciformes; Bathydraconidae. The record is from RefSeq and is a predicted model, not a curated record.